Plasmodium knowlesi strain H is the source of this 1434-nucleotide messenger RNA. RefSeq names its product DNA polymerase delta small subunit, putative. Gene Ontology annotation, biological process: DNA strand elongation involved in DNA replication; DNA replication. Lineage: Eukaryota; Apicomplexa; Aconoidasida; Haemosporida; Plasmodiidae. Gene Ontology annotation, cellular component: delta DNA polymerase complex. The transcript has a single exon. The record is from RefSeq and is a predicted model, not a curated record. Gene Ontology annotation, molecular function: DNA binding. The coding region runs from base 1 to 1434 and encodes 477 amino acids.
AUGAGCGAAGACGCGAGCAAGCGCGCCAAGCCCGACUUCGGGGAUGACGGCAACUCCCCCCUGCAAAAGAAGAUCAAGAAGGAGCAUUACAAUUAUGAGAACCAUUCCAAGGGGUUCGUCAUUAGCAAGGCAACCUACACGCAGCAGUACUGCGAAAUUUAUAGCGCGCGAACCAAGGCGAUGAAGGGGCUUCUGGUGAAGACGGUGGAGCGGUUAGCCCAAGGUAGCGGUUGGGCUAGCCAUCAGAUAAAGAGUCAGGUAAAUGGUAAGGUCGAGGUAGAGCUGGACUCCAAAGUUAAGCGCGAAGGUGGGGAAAUCGUUAAGGGCUUCGCUGGAGGAGGUGGCAAAGAGUACUCGCUACUCCACUACUUAAAAGAAAUUAAGGCAAAUGAAAAUUGCUACUGCAUAGGUACCCUGUUCAAAAAAAUGGAACUGCGACCCUCUAUCCUAAAUGAGUACAUCAGCGAAAUCAACGAAACGGAAGAUAUCGUAGUGAACUACUCGCACGAUGAAGAUGUCCUAUUUCUGGAAGAUGAAACGGCAAGGUUAAAACUAGAAGGAAAUAUUAACAGCGACCAUUAUGUAACGGGAUUGACAGUUAUUAUAAAAGGAAGUGGCAUGAGCAAUGGCUCCCUAUAUGUGGAUGAACUCAUUUAUGCAUAUGUACCAAAAUUAGAAGUUCCGAGGUGCAUUAGCGAUGACGAUAAAUAUAUCAUGUUCGUCUCGGGGGUGCACAUAAGUGAACGAAACGGAAAUGUAAAUAACACAUCUUUAUUGAAGGAUUUUAUAUUAGGAUUAUAUGGAGAUAAGGACUUAUCUGAGAAACUUAUCAGGGUAGUUAUGGUUGGUAACUGUCUUCGCAAUGUUGGUAGCGAUGAAAAAGACAUGAAAACAUUUGAUAUGUUCCUUGCUUCUCUCUGUCCAGGUGUAUUUGUGGAUUUAAUGCCUGGUGAGAAUGACCCCACUGAUGCCAUACUGCCACAACAACCCUUUCCAAACUUAUUUUUUAAAACUUCUAGAAAUUACAGCUCCUUUCAGUGCGUCACUAACCCCUACCUUUUCUCCAUCGACAAUGUAAACGUAUGUUGCAUGUCUGGUGAACCUGUUAACAAUAUCGUUUCUUACUCAAAAAAUUCUCCACUGGAUGCAUUAAGGAUGAUUGCCAAGAGUCGUAUUUUAUCUCCCACCUGUCCAGACACUCUGGGGUGCUAUCCGUUCGUAGACCAGGACCCCUUCUGUUUACAGGACGAUGAUAAGUAUCCCCACAUUUUUGUUAAUGGGAAUUGUACGGAGCUCGAGGUGCAGUACAUGCACGAAGAGAAGAAGCUUCCACUUCUGGUUUGCCUGCCGAGCUUCGACGUCACCCCCAAGGCGCUGCUUGUUAACAUCAGGAAUAUGCAACACGUAACCUUGACCUUCGACGUGGGGAAGUAG